This is a messenger RNA of Mytilinidion resinicola, 1229 nucleotides long. RefSeq lists its product as uncharacterized. The record is from RefSeq and is a predicted model, not a curated record. The coding region runs from base 437 to 1213 and encodes 258 amino acids. NCBI's taxonomy places the organism in Eukaryota, Fungi, Ascomycota, Dothideomycetes, Mytilinidiales, Mytilinidiaceae. The transcript has 4 exons.
GUUUGCCCCAAAAGACCGUGGCGCCAGCGAUGCCCUUGGCGCCGACAUCGAUUAACUCCCUGCGCUGACCCGCGCUGAACCGCCACAGCCUCCUUCCUAUUCUCCUACUGUUGCUGCGCUUGUCCUUCCCUAGUAUCUCGCCCUCGUUCCUCCUAAUUGUGUAGUAAUCGCCCUCGCGAUCCGUCCCAGCCUUCUCCGCACCCCUUCCGCACGCGCUCACGAGCCACACGUUUGCACGUUCUCAGCCUCGCCUCCUCCCUCCCCGAUAGCUGAACUCCGACUCCCCGUACCCAUCUGAUUACUUUGGACGCCUGAAUAUUCUCUCGGCGCCCCUAAUUAUAGCUUGCGACACUUAUCCACGCUCUCGAGUCCUUCGCCGCAAUCGCUUCCUUGAGCCUUGCGUUGCCUUUCACGCCAGUUCCUACCCUGUUAGAUAAUGAGAUUACUGCAGUAUGCAGCAGCGGUUGCAACAGCAUCAUGUUUGGCGAUGGGGAUAGCGGCCCCAGCGCCGUCCGAGGCCGAAGGAUCGUCGGGAUCAAGUGCUUCGCUGGUGAAGAGAGUGGAGGACAAGUCGAAGAACAAAUACUUCCAUGAGCCUGGCGGUGAUGAUAUUAUGGGCCAUUACGAUAUCCGAUAUUUCAAAGGCGUUGUAGAUUACGAUGAACGAACCGAUACCCUCACACAUAUGAUUCGCGCAUACUUGAACUUUUUCAGAGAGAAUGGGCUGGACACCUGGAUAGCGCACGGGACUCUAUUAGGAUGGUGGUGGAAUGGAAAGAUGUUACCAUGGGAUUGGGAUGUUGAUACCCAGGUCUCGGGUGCGACGCUUCAUCAUCUGGGCGAGAAGUACAAUCAAACGUACAACCACUACGUCUCCGAAGAUGGGAAAGUGAAGAGAGAAUAUCUCCUGGAUGUGAACUCGUGGAUAUGGGAGCGCGAGCGAGGCGAUGGAAUGAAUAUCAUUGACGCUCGAUGGAUCGAUAUUCGGAACGGCCUCUACAUCGAUAUCACAGGACUCAGCGAAACCCACCCGGACGCCGCUCCUGGCGUUUGGGUGUGUAAGAACUACCAUCGUUACAGAACGAGCGACUUGUACCCACUAAGGGAGAGUGUGUACGAAGGUGUCCUGGCGAAAAUUCCCUACGCCUAUGACAAGAUUCUGACUGAGGAAUAUCAACAAAAAGCUCUGGUUCUGACCUCGUAUGAAGGGUAAGUUUGUAUUGCAAGCC